AUGCAGAGAGGGGUCUGUGGGGUCAUUGGGUGGUGUGUAGGGACCCUGAGAGUGGAGCAGCAAAAGGAGGCACUGGAGAGGACCUGGCAGCAGGUGCAGGGCGGUGGGACCCCCUCACAGAGGGACCCCCCUGCCACCCCCCCAGAGUCACUGCAGAGAGCGCAGCUGCAAGGGAAGGAGGUGGAUGCCAAAGGUCAGAGGCACUGUGGGCUCUGCCUGGAGCAGCAGCAGGACCUGGAAGGGACAAAGCAGCAGUGGGAGCAGCUGAAAAACCUGUGCCGGGAACAGAGGUGGCACUACUGCCAGCAGCUCGAGGCCAUCACGGAGGAGCUCAAGCACCUGUGUAUCACACAUGCUCCAGCCCACCUGAAGGCUGAACUGGUGAAGCUGGAGAAGAUGAAGGAGAAGUGGCUGAGCUUGGAGCGCCAUUUGAUGGACACCGAGGAGCAGCUGGGCCCAGAGGGAGCUGUGCUCUGGCGAUUGGUGCAGCAGGAGCAGGAGUGGGCGGAGCGACAGCUGGAGGUGGAGCUGGGCCGGCAGCAGCUGAGCCUGCAACGCCGUGACAGGUUGGCAGAGGAGUUGCAGCAGCUGCAGCACUCCCAGGAGGCUCGCCCAGAGUGACAGGCAACGAGAUGGACACACC
Molecule: messenger RNA, 643 nt
Organism: Melozone crissalis (California towhee)
Lineage: Eukaryota; Metazoa; Chordata; Aves; Passeriformes; Passerellidae
Product: synaptonemal complex central element protein 1-like
Exons: 9
Coding region: 1-621 (206 amino acids)
Source: RefSeq, a predicted model, not a curated record